Chaetomium fimeti is the source of this 1168-nucleotide messenger RNA. RefSeq lists its product as uncharacterized. NCBI's taxonomy places the organism in Eukaryota, Fungi, Ascomycota, Sordariomycetes, Sordariales, Chaetomiaceae. Bases 227 to 1105 code for a protein of 292 amino acids. The record is from RefSeq and is a predicted model, not a curated record. The transcript is spliced from 2 exons.
UUUGAUAUGCCGGCGGGCGGCCAGAAACCGACCUACGGCCACUCGAUCUUUGACACGGUGCUACCCGACCUGCCUUUUAUAUGACGGGUGAGCUAGCGCUGUCACACAGAGAACUAGGCAGUAUCGCUACGGCACUCAACACAAGGCCCAGGUGCCCUCCUGUCCGCGAUGAUGUAUAAGACGACGCGGGGAAUCCGCAAGUCGGAACGGACGACCCUUCCUCGCCAUGCUCCAAGUUGCUGAAAGCGCGCCGAACACGCAAAAACGCCCGCCGUCGAUGCCUCGCUCCGUCCAUUUUAUCUUUCCCGAGGCGAGGAAGAGGGCGAGUCGGCACCCUUCCGCCUGUGUUGUCAAAGACGUCCACCUCGGCGCGAGAGAUGGCUGCGGCCGGGUCGCCGCCAAAGGUCGGGAGAGCCUCGAACCCGUCUGUGCCGACCACCUCUGCAGAUACAAACGCUCCAAUGGGCAUCGGUGCAAAAGAACGCCACUAAGCCUCGCUCAUGGCGACGCUGACCCUAUUGCGGGCUGGCUCCCCAACACGGCGCAGUCGGUAUACUGCGAACGUCACGAGGGGCACAGCUGCGUCGGGUUCAUUCAUGGCACCACACGGUGCUCCGAGACGAAGAUGCAAGGAAGGGAGUACUGCUCGGCCCAUGCGGCCACGCUGUGCAAGUGGAAGACGAACGAUGGCUCGCUGUGUGCCGCGGAAGCCGGCAGAGGCUCAGGAUAUUGCACGACCCAUUGCUGCGAAAUUGCAACCGAACAAGGCCACCGGUGCCCCAAGCCUCGAUCCCACUCGGCCAUAUUCUGCAAAGGCCAUCGGUGCGUCUGGAGGAACGGUGAAGGCAGGCAAUGCCCCAACACCUCCUAUCCCAAUACCGGUGGAGUUUGUGCCCCUCACACUUGCGAGAAAGACAACUGCGGCAACGGAGCCCUGAACGACGUCGACCGUUGCUCGGAGCAUGUCUGCGCGUUCCAACCCCCCCACCAGCCGAGCGACUUCCCCGUUUGCUUUGGCGAGCCGAUUCAGGGGCAGCCUUUUUGUGAAUCCCAUGACCGCUAUGUUCGACUGUAUGAGCGGGCCAUGCUGAAUGUUUUCUCUUGAAUACACACAGUAAUCCGUAUGGUAGCUAGGUAGUUAUGGCAAGGUGACUGGUCAUAUUUCCCU